AUGGGGACUCCGCAGGGCACAGAAGAGCCACUGAGAAGUUCUGUAAGGAAACCAGCAGCUACUAGCACGCCGACUAUGGCUGAGCCGGGACAUCGGGAUUGGGGUACUAGCCAGGCGGGGGUAGGGACACAGAUUGAGGAAGUCACGAUCAAAGCUGGUAAUGACGAGACCACCCUGGUUGGUUUAUACCGCAGCCCUAGUGCGGAAACAUGGGAAGACGACCAGCUACUUGCCUUCCUAGAUGAAGUCACAGGGAAAGGUCAUAAACUCCUGACUGCAGGAGACUUCGAUGCACUGGAAGUGGACUGGGACAUACAAAUGGCCCCAGAAACUCAUUCGGGAAUAAGCUAG
This is a messenger RNA of Echinostoma caproni, 351 nucleotides long. The record is from the annotation of a GenBank genome assembly. Lineage: Eukaryota; Metazoa; Platyhelminthes; Trematoda; Plagiorchiida; Echinostomatidae.